This is a messenger RNA of Coffea eugenioides, 1768 nucleotides long. RefSeq names its product trihelix transcription factor PTL. The coding region runs from base 1 to 1584 and encodes 527 amino acids. The record is from RefSeq and is a predicted model, not a curated record. The transcript is spliced from 3 exons. Lineage: Eukaryota; Viridiplantae; Streptophyta; Magnoliopsida; Gentianales; Rubiaceae.
AUGGAGGAGCAUCAGUAUGGGAUGGCUGAUCUGAGGCAGUACAUGAAUGGCAGCAGGCCUCUUUUUGCCCCAAUUCCCCCGCCGCCGCCGGACCUCUUAUCUGGACACCGGACCUUGACAGUAGUACCCACCCAGCAGCACUAUCAUGAGAUGGUCAUGGGGCUGGAAAUGGAGGCCGGUUGCGGGCUUGGUGGGGGAGAUGGUGGAACUGGGAGGUGGCCGAGGCAGGAGACACUCACUCUUCUUGAGAUCAGAUCAAGGCUCGAUCCAAAGUUCAAGGAGGCUAAUCAGAAGGGUCCUUUGUGGGAUGAAGUCUCAAGGAUCAUGUCGGAAGAACAUGGAUACCAAAGGAGUGGGAAGAAAUGCAGAGAGAAGUUUGAGAACUUGUACAAGUACUACAAGAAAACUAAAGAAGGGAAGGCCGGCAGACAAGAUGGCAAGCAUUACAGAUUCUUUCGCCAGCUUGAAGCCCUCUACGGUGACACUAGCAAUGCAGCCUCAGUCUCCGAAAACCAUCUACUUGGAAACAGUGUUCGAUAUAAUGCAGCAGCGAACAACACUACUUCCGUAUCCAAUCAAGAAGCCAGCUUUCAGGCUCAGAAGCUCUCUGAUAGCCUUAGUCUCUCUAACUCUUCUGAUUUUGAUACUACUUCAUCUGAGGAUAGUGAUCUUCAGGCGACAGUGGACAAUGAUUCCAAUGAAAAGAGGAAGAAGAGAUCAAAGGGUAAGAGGAGCUGGAAGGCCAAGAUAAAGGAUUUCAUUGAUUCGCAGAUGACGAAACUGAUGAAGAAACAAGAGGCUUGGUUGGAGAACAUGAUGAAGACAAUUGAGCAGAAGGAACAAGAAAGGAUGCUAAGAGAGGAAGAUUGGAGGAAACAAGAGGCCGCUCGGGUAGAAAGAGAGCAUAGGUUCUGGGCUAAUGAGAGAACAUGGAUUGAAUCCCGUGAUGCUGCUAUGAUGGAAGCCUUGCAAAAGUUAACGGGAAAAGAAUUAGUGAAAGCUUCAACUACUCCUGAUGAUCAGGAACUGAUGGCGGCCCAUGGACUUCAAAGUAUGAAUAAACAUCAUAAUGAUAACGGAAGCGAGACCAUCCCUAGCUUUUUGAAAGGUGAUAGUUGGGCAGAAUGUGAGAUUACAAAGCUAAUUCAAUUGAGAACAAACAUGGAGCCAAGAUUUCAACAAAUUGGAUGCCCGGAAGAAAUCCUCUGGGAGGAAAUAGCUGCCAAAAUGGCUUGUGUGGGCUAUGAUAGGACUCCACUCAUGUGUAAGGAUAAGUGGGAUAGUGUUAGCAGCUAUCUGAUGAAGUGCAGUAAAAAAAGGAAGGAAAGCUCAAGAUUCUGCUGUUACCUUAACAACGACUCUAUUACUGGUCAGGGAGGAAACUAUUCGUGUGAUACCAAUGAUGAUCAAGGGGGCCCUGAUCAAACAGUUAGACAUGCGCCACAGAAUGAUCAAGGAGCUUCCCCUCCUAAUGGUGAUACUGGCCAUGGAAUGCAUGAUGGCUGCUAUAGGUACUUAAUGGGUGAUGCCGAGAACCUGUGGGAGAAUUAUGGAGCCAAAUUCAGCAAGGGGGUGAAUCAGUAAGUUGAAAAGCGAGCCGAAUAUCUCCAUCAUUAUUGAGGUGCUUAAUUUGUAUCAGCUUCAGAGGACUAUUAGUUUAGCUGGAGUUAAAAGCGAGGGAUGUCUGACUUUAUGAGUUAGGGAAGUUAGAGAUCAUUUACAGCCUGGCUUUCUUUCUGUUGGGAUGGAUUAAGGAGCGUUCAUUUAU